This is a messenger RNA of Phascolarctos cinereus (koala), 9245 nucleotides long. It is a transcript of the gene STOX2, whose product is annotated as storkhead box 2. Gene Ontology annotation, molecular function: RNA polymerase II transcription regulatory region sequence-specific DNA binding. Gene Ontology annotation, biological process: regulation of transcription by RNA polymerase II. The record is from RefSeq and is a predicted model, not a curated record. Gene Ontology annotation, cellular component: nucleus; cytoplasm. Lineage: Eukaryota; Metazoa; Chordata; Mammalia; Diprotodontia; Phascolarctidae.
UGUUUGCAGAAUCUACCCAGGCUGGACUUGCAGCAGCCUGAUGAACCAGGGGACGGCCGCGCGCUGGCUCGAGACUGCAGCUCCCCCCAGGUUCCUGCAGUAUUGAGACAGUAGCAGGUUAGCCCGCCUCCAAAAUGAAGAAGACCCGGAGUACAACCUUACGGCGAGCCUGGCCUAGUUCCGAUUUCUCUGACCGGGCCUCGGACCGCAUGAGGUCCCGCAGUGAAAAGGACUAUCGUUUGCACAAACGCUUCCCACCAGCCUUUAUCUCCCAGGCAUCACGGGGCUACAUGACAUCAGGUGAUGUCUCUCCUAUCAGCAUGUCUCCUAUCAGUCAAUCUCAGUUUAUUCCACUUGGGGAAAUCCUUUGCUUGGCCAUCUCAGCAAUGAACUCUGCAAGAAAACCUGUCACACCUGAAGCAUUGAUGGAACACCUGACUACUUGUUUUCCAGGUGUUCCAACUCCAAGCCAAGAAAUCCUCCGGCACACGCUGAGCAUGCUGGUUCGUGAGAGGAAAAUCUACCCCACUCCAGAUGGCUAUUUUAUUGUGACCCCACAGACUUAUUUUAUUACUCCCUCCCUCAUAAGAACUAAUAGUAAAUGGUAUCAUUUGGAUGAGAGGAUACCUGACAGGACUCAGUGUACCUCUCCACAGCCAGGAACCAUCACACCCUCCACCUCGGGCUGUGUCAGGGACAGAACAUUACCCAAAAACCACUGCGACUCUUGUCAUUGUUGUAGAGAAGACAUGCACAGCAUGCAUGCAUCUACGCUGCAGAGGAAAGCCACCAAGGACUGCCCCCCUUCACUAUGCCAGUUGCCACCCACUGAAAAAAGUAAAAGUACUGUAAAUUUUUCUUAUAAGACAGAAACGCUUUCAAAACCUAAAGACAGUGAAAAACAGUCCAAAAAAUUUGGGCUGAAGUUGUUUAGGCUAAGUUUUAAGAAAGACAAGACAAAACAACUAACUAAUUUUUCUGCACAGUUUCCCCCAGAGGAAUGGCCUCUGAGAGACGAGGAGACACCCACUACAAUCCCCAGAGAGGUGGAAAUGGAGAUUAUCAGACGCAUUAACCCAGAUCUGACCGUAGAAAAUGUCAUGAGGCAUACUGCACUAAUGAAGAAACUUGAUGAAGAAAAAGCUCAGAGGAGCAAAACGGGGUCAUCCGCCCACCACAGCGGGAGGAGUAAGAAGAACAGGAACCAUCGGAAGACCCACGGCAAAGCUCGUUCCCAUAGCAAGACACGGGGGUCCAAAGGAGGGGAUCCUUCAGAGGGUUCUCAUCUUGAUAUCACGGCAGACAGAGACUAUGACCUGAACGAUCCCGUGACUCGGUCACCACGGGAAGGCUGCUUCAUUGUUGAACACAAAGGGGAUCAUUUCAUCACGCACAGCCACCCUAACAUGAUUGAGCCUCACUUUCCCAUGACCCCGGAAUGGGAUGUGUCUGGAGAACUGGCCAAGAGGAGGACUGAGAUGCCUUUUCCUGAGCCUUCCCGGGGAAGUUCUCACUCGAAGGUCCAUCGAAGUCACAGCCAUACCCAGGAUCGAAGGUCCAGGAAUGAAAGGUCCAAUAAAGCCAAGGAGAGAUCCAGGUCAAUGGAUAAUUCCAAAGGCCCUCUUGGUGCUGCUUCCUUAGGGAUGACCGAAGACAUGGCUGAAGCUUGUAGCCAAGAUGAUCCAACGCUCAGCCAAUCUUAUACUGACGAUAGUACUUUAAGACCUGCACAGACUGUCAGUCACCAAAGGGCUUACAUUGCAUCCACAAACUAUAAAGAGGUGUGUAUACCUGAAGUUGUCAGUGGCAGCAUUGACCCCCCCAGUUCUUGUAGCCUUUCGGAGCAAAGCAAACCUCUAGAGAGUUUGCCAUCCUAUAAUGAACUCAAUGCCUGUCCAACCACUUCCAUGGAUGACUAUUUUCAAUGUAACACCUCCAGCGAGACGGUCCUCACUGCUCCAUCACCUUUGGGAAAGAGCAAAGAUGAUCCUGAUACUCUGACCUUGACUGAUGGGAUGAAAAAGCUGACCUCUUCUGAGAGGCAGCCCCAGCACCCCACCAGAGAACCUGUGGUGCACAAAGAGGAGUCCCCAAAGGGCCAAGGAGGCUUGGAAGCAAUUUCUGGCCCAGUCACGGACCCCAUUGCCAAUGGACGACUGAUCCCCCAUCAUGGCACAGAGUCUAUCAGCCUAGAUAAGAUAUUCAGCAAAGACACGCUCUUCAAACCGCUCCAUAGCGCCCUGUCCAUGAACAGUUAUCACAAGCCAACCGUGUCCCUCCUGAAAGCUCACCCACAGUCAUCUCCUGAUGCUUUGCCAGGCCGCUGCGAGAUCUUGGAACAGUCCCUGGCAGCCUCCGUCGGCCAAGCCAUGCCCCUUUCCCAACGACAGCAGGAAGCCGGUGGAAACCAGGAAGCUUCCUUUGACUAUUACAAUGUCUCUGAUGAUGACGAUUCUGAGGAAGGGGCACACAAGAACACGGAGGAGGAGAAGAAUAGGGACGAUGUGGGGACCAUGCAGUGGCUGCUAGAGCGGGAAAAAGAAAGAGACCUACAGAGAAAAUUCGAAAAGAACCUCACUCUCCUUGCCCCAAAGGAAAAUGAUAGCAGCAGCAGCCAGAGGGCAACACAUUCUGCCCGGCUGGACAGCAUGGACAGUAGCAGCAUCACUGUGGACAGUGGAUUUAAUUCACCACGUACCCGUGAGAGCCUGGCUUCCAACACUUCCAGCAUUGUUGAAAGUAACCGUCGUCAAAACCCAACCCUGAGCCCCGCGCACAUGGGCGCUGCUCCAACAUUCAGCUUCCGCACAAGUACAGACCCCUCAGCAAAUGAAGCCGAGAAGUUGCCGAAACCCAAUUGCUUGCAAGCUUCUGUUACUAGUGUGUGAUAGUCAUUCUGCCUCCUCCAAUCUUCUGUCUCAUCCUGUAUGGCGAAGUUUACGACAUUGGGACUGAUGUUUACAUCUUUGGGAAGACAAGCAUCUCCACCACAGUUUUGGUGUUUACUUAAACUGUGCUGCUAAGUAGGCUAGGACAAAAAAACAAAAAACAAAAAAAAAAACAAAAAAAAAUCUUAAUUUCCAAGUAUUGUUUUUCACGUUUAUGGCUUUGUAGCAACAGACUAGCCCAGUAGAGGUAAUGUGUAUACUUUUGCUUAAUUGAUCAUAACUGAGCACAUAGGUCAGAGUCUAGCCACUGUAGGUGUUAGCUGCAUUUUUUGGUGUCACGCGGUUGCUAAUUCCAUUUACAAAUGCCACAGAUGUGUGGUAAUGCUCCUAGUCCAUGGUUGAACGGUGCCACAGAACUGAUCCUUCAUACUUGCCACCGCAGAAAGCAUAAAAUAAAAGGCACAGGUCACCUUGAGGAAACACAAUGGCCCAACCCUACUAGAAAGAAAGGACCUCAGCCCUUCUCUGUCUGUGAAUUAUUUAGACACCCAUCAUUUUCACUGUGAGUUCUCAUGACACACUUUUGGCAGGAGCCCUUGGAAGUGAGUCAGAAGGGAUUGUCUUCAGAUUAAUGGGUGUGUUUUGUUUUGUCUUGGUAAAUAUCAGAUGCUUGUCUGAUUCUUUCCUUUUCAUAACUACAAACAGGAAGAUAGGCCUUUGAAUUUGAAGUGGACAAAGGAAGGGGGAAUUACCAGCUUGGCUUAGCGAGAGCACUAAGUGAUGGAAGAGGUCAUGUGGAUUUUUUGUUUCUAAAUAUCAAAUCAUGUAUCUUAGGGAGGUCAUUUUAUUCUUGUGAUACUUAUGAUGUUCCUAGUUUAAUAUAAUAGAGGAAAUAACUAAUUUGUUUAAAUGAAAAGCAAUUUCUUUGUGAUACAAAUGAAGAGUAUGGCCUGAGGAGUUUAUUUCUUUCUAAUGGAAGGACAUAAUUCUAUUUUAUGGAGUUUUAAAUAGAAUGCCUAAAUUAGGCUGUGGGAAAUAAUCUUUAGUGGUUAUAUGGAAGAGCAAAUUUAGGGAGAGUUGAAAUUCAGGCCUUUGAUUCCUGGAAAGAUGUUUGUGGACAUAUGAAAAUAUGAUUUGAGUGGAAAUAGAAUUGUGCCCAUGUAAUGAAGAGCAGGAGGCCCUCAUUCUACAGGUGUGGCAUAUACAUAAUUUGUACUCCCCUAAAAUUUCCCAGAAUAAUUAUGCAUAUAUGAACUAUGCCAGAGUAAUGUUUACAGAUACAUUGUACCAACUUUCAGGAGUCACUCUUAGGUAGGCUUAUAGAUAUCAUUAGCCCAUAUUGUUCCCACAAAUGGUUUGUUAAUAUUUUGCUUUUGUUUCUAGUUUAAGGCAUUAAAGAUGCCUUUCCACAGCUUAGGGAUAAUUACCAAGAUAGCAAAUUUUCAGUCUCAAAAUAAGAUGGUAUUUGAAAAAUUCCUAGAUUUUUAUUGGAACGGCACAUGAAAUAUGUAGAUGACAAAAAAAUGAUUUAAAAAAAAAUGCAAUGUGAGAUGCCAGGCAGUGCUAUAUAACACUAUGAAGAUUCUCUUUGUGAUGGGUUCAUUUUGUUUUGUUUUUGGUCAGCCAGGUAUUAUAAAUGAAUUACACAUUUAACUGUAAAUGUAAACUGCAGUUUCAUCUCAGAUUUUGUUAGCAGGUAUAACAUUUUUUGAAUCCCCAGGAAUCACAGAAAUCUGUGCAGUCUUAUUAUAUUUUAAUGGUUGUUUGCAAUUUAUAGAUUCCCCUCCCCCAACCCCUCCAAAUUGCUUUAGAACUUGAAACACUUGGGGACUUUCUAAUUCCUUUGCAGAUAUUUCAGAGGCACAUGGGUCAAAUUCCUUAUUUUUGGUAUUGGGAAUUCCUUUUUAUGUUGCAAAUAGACAUUCCCUUGCAUUUCUGAGUAGACUCCUAAACCAGUGGGCCUUCACCCUCAUGCCUUAUUUCCUCUAUGGCAUGCCAUGUCUGCUCAGAAAUGCGUUGUUUGCCUCAUUGUUUAAAUAUGUGCAGAAGGAAAGAUAAUGUAUCUAAUAGACUCCAGAGUCCAUUUCUUUGGGGAAUUGUAUACCAUACGGUUACUAAAUUUUCCACAUAAAUUCAUUUUUAAAAAAACCCCACAUACUUUGAAGUUUAUAUCAUGCUAUUGUGAUUUCAUCUGAAAAUAACCACUAUAAAAAUCAGAUAGUAUAUGAACAGAAAAGGAAAAAUAUCACUUAUUUAAGAGAAACUUUUUAAAAUAAAAAUUUGUCAAGCGUUAGACAAGAAGUUAACAGUCUAGUGAAACCUAUACACUGCCAGAUAAAUGGUGUAUAUGAUUUCAAAAAACUCUCAUAGACCAGCAGUCAUUAGUAUUGAAAUUACAGACUUUUUAAAAAAUGGAAUGUAAACAGGAGUUUCAAAAAGAAACAUUCUCAUCUGUAUUUAAUUUUUACUCUUGGAAAAAUGGUAUCUUAAGGCUGUUCUGUCUUGAGGUUUUUGGUGACCAAAUGCUUGGGCCUCUCUCCAAGAGUUUCUGAUACCAUCAUACUCCUUCCAUGAGAUUAGAGCUUUCUGUUAUGGUUUCUUAUCUGGUCUUCUCUUUUUGUAUAUCGACUAAAAGGUUUACAGAACUGAGUUAGGUUGAAUCUCUCUGUGUGUUCAACUUUUAAAAGGUCAACACAUCUGUCAGUAUUUUGCACAUUUAAUAUGUAUUAUUAUAAUACAACAUAUUACUUUAUGGUAAUUUUUAUUUUCACAUAUAACUACCUCCAUGAAUUCAAUGAAAUGGCAGCAGUGUGUUCAAGGGUAUUAUAAAAAGCAAGGUUAAAAUUUUCUGAAGCAUCGGGUCACGAUAUUCUCUCUGUGUGUUGACACAUGUUUAAAGUCACUGUUUCCCUCCCACUUUCAUGAUUCCUUUUUUACUGUGUUUGGCUUUUCAGAUUCAGUCUUUGUAUUUCUCCUCAAGAAAGCUCACUUGGGUGUUUUUAGUUGUUCAUAUCAAGAGAACACUUAAAAUUUUUGUCUCUUUUCCCCAUCCCUGCUCAAUUUUUUUUUCCUGGUAGAUAGUUCGUAAGUGUGAUUUAGCAGGCUAUUUGCACUGAUUAGAGUUUUAGGUUUUCUAAGGCAAAGAAUACACACCAGAUAUUUGAACUGCCGACUUUGAAGCACUUUGGGCCCCAAUCUGCCUUCACUUGCAUGCUAACAUAUCAAGUCAAAUUUUCACUUUACUUGAGAGAGCUAUGUUGUACAUUCCAUUCUCACUAUCUGUCUCAUUCUCUCUGUUUCUCUCUCCCUUGCUCUCCCCCACUACCACUCUUCUUUCUCAGCUGUUCACUUUCUGUCUAGACCAUGCACAAUAUGCCAUUUUCUAUUCUGUGCACAUCUCAGGGUACCUUAAUGAGUAGAUUAAGAAGGGGGUGCCAUCCUAUCAAGACAUGAGCAAAAGAGCCAAAAUAGAGGUAGCUGGAGGAGGAAGGGAGAACAAAUCAUCAUAAAGUCCAGAAAUCAAAAGCUAAGCUGUACAUUAGCUGUUCUCAAAUCCUUCUUUUUCAUAACCAGCAUUUAAAAGAAUUUUUUUUCCAUAGACAGUACCAAGGGAGGGACUGUGAAUACCAUCCUCUUUCAGUUUGGCACAGCAAAUGUAAAAAGAAAAAGUCUACCUGGGGGGUAAACCACUUCUUACCACAAAGUGUACUUGAAAAUAAAGUUUUUAACUUAAAUCAUAUAAACAUUGCUCAAAGUAAUAACACUUUUCCUGAUGUGUCUCACAAAGGCAGCAUUUGGAGCCUACUAAAAAUAAUGAUUGACAAGAACACAGUUCCCCUUGGAUCUCAAAGUGCUUCCAAUGUAUCCAGAUUCACUAAUGCCAAACAAACAAAAAAUAGUGGGUGCUCUUUAUUAUAACACCUAUUUGGGAAAAAAAGAUCAGGUAGUGAGACUUGAGAUCAUCCUCAGGGGCAGCUAUUGAUUAUUGAUUAUGUCUUUUCUGUUGGAUUGAUAGGCCAUCGUGAGACGGAAUGAUUUUUUCCCCUCCCUAUAAAGGGAAUAAUAAAUGUCAAUUUAUUAUUGUUAAGUGUCAAUAAAGAGAAAAUAAAUAAUACUUUACAUUGUCCAUUUUUACUUAGAAAUUUCAGGGUUUUUUAUGAAUUUGAUAUCAUCCCCUCAGCUUAUAGAAUGUGAGGCAAAACUACAGACAAAUUAAUUGACACCCCUCCCCAAAUAUCCCACUUGAACUAAUGGUAGUUCUAGACAUACUCCCUCAUCUAUGAUUUUUAUAUUAAACUUCUGCAUCCUCUAUGCCACAAUGACAUUCUUCAGGAAUAAGGCUGUCUCGGCAGUAGAAGGUGCUCAAUAUACAUUAAUUAAAAACUUUAUCAAGUACUUUUUACAGGGCUGUUGGGCACAAAGGAGAAUCCGUACAAUCCAUUUGUGCCUAUUCUUUUGGAGGAUUUGGAUUACUGAAGGCACCUGGUCUUGUUAUCCUCAUCCUCUAAAAGAGGAGAUAUAAAAACAGCCUUAACAGCUACAUGCUCCUCAAAUUCCAAUUAACUAGUUGACAGAGCUGUCCAAUGUGCUAUCAUACUUGGGAGCACCCAGAGCACAGCAUUCCCUUUGUUGACCACGUCCAGUACCAUCUUGCCUGCUAACACAAAACAGCCUAUACCUACUCUUCUUCUGUCUGUAAGUGGCUCUUCUCUGCACGUUAGGUUUAGGGGAACCUAAAUAUAUUGAAAACACAUAUAUGGUUUUGAGAGACAUUACCUGGCUUUGGUUCAAUAAGGUGUUGGGCUGAAUAGAGAUGAAUAUCAAAUGCCUUUGCCGAGUGAAUAAAUAAAUACUUUCAACUGGCUGGGAACUGACGAUUGACAUUCCCCAUUCUUCUUCCUUAAGAAAGCUUUACAGUGUUAAGAAUGCAUUCAGUAUUCUUAUUUUUCUGGGAGAUUUUUAUUUAGGAGAUACUCCUUCAACUUUACACUUUUAAAAAAACUCCAUGGUUGAGUUCCACUUUUAUAGUUGAAUGAGGGACUGAAAUCUCCUAAGCCGAGUUGGUUGAAGUUGUCUUUUGCAGCAGCAUCCUGAUGGACAGAUGCCAUAGCUUUUCCAAAUAAUCUUGGGUCUCUACAAUGUCUGUAUAGAUUGCCAUGGGUCAUUUGGAAUUCUACUGGAAUUCUAGAAGGCUGAGGUGGAUUACAAAUAUGAUUUAGAUUUGAAAAUUAAAUUUUCUUCUAAUAGCUAUAGAUACACAUACACACACAUACACACCCAUUACAGGGCUUUAAUAUUUUGGCUUCGGAUAUGAACAUCUACCACCAUACCAGCUGAAGGCAGGGGAUGUUUCCCAAGUGGUGACUGGAGGAGGUGAGGAAACCAUGGAAUUCCAGACUAAUUCUGCUCACUCCCUGCCUCCCCAUUCCAAGGGCUGACCUCAGUGCCCCCAUUCCUUUACUGCUCCCACCAAAAAGAGGUACCAAAUUCUGGGAUCUUGUGAAGAUCUCACCUGAUUUACAUCCAUCCUUUGCAGUUAGAUGAAAGAAACAUUGAAGUGCACACUCGACAAAUCCUCCCGUUCCUAUCCCCCCUGUGUCCUGUCCCCCCUUCCAUUUCCACCUAGAUGCUGAUACACCACCACAUGUUUCCACAUUGGAAGGGCAGACUAAUGUGCAGUAUUGUGCAUGCAUGCUGGGUUAGGGGAUAGAGCCACCCUAAGGUCACCUCCAUGUAAGUAUGACAGCUCUAAAGAAGGUCCUUAGAGUAGUUGGCAUAGCUAUUACUUUAGAGAUGAGACUUCAGUUUAAAUACUAACUUUAAGGGAUCAUAAUUCUGCAGGUAUCUUUCCCUGAGUGACUGAAUGUGACUGUUGCAUUAGGUUAAAUGAGUUAAGAAACGCAAGUGGGAUUUACUGUAUGUUAGAAGGGAGUUUUGCAGCCAAGACUGCCUUGAAUAAAUGUGUUUGCACUGAAAAAAAAUUUUUAAAAAUUUACUUGGUCUCUGGUUGCUGUAAAGGUCAUCCAAGAUGGAUGUUCUGUUUAUAUUGUAUAGUAUUUCAUAUGAAAUAAUUACAGCUCAUGAAAUGUCUUCCCUAAUGUUACUGAUUUAUAACAGCACAUUUGUAACAUGGUUUUUAUUGUGUCUGUGUAUCAUAUUGUAAAUGAUGAUUACUUGUCAUGCUUAGUAUAAUAACUUAAAAGGAAAAAAAGGACAGGGAUUUUUGUAAGUCUAUAUUUGAAAGUCCCUCCACAUGGUAAUAUUGUGUUCAUGUUGUUUAUGUAGUGUCGUGUGAAAUAUCCAUUUUGGAUCGUGUUACUUUUUAAGAUAUUAAAUAACAUUUGGUUAUAUGUCUAA